GUGAGGAAGCAGUGAAGAGACGUCUUAGUUUUUUUUCUUGGAAUACAUUUCCCCGUCCAUCUCUGAAGCCCAUACUCACGCACACACUUAGACACACAAACACCAAAGAUCCAAACACAAGCACACAGAUGGUAAAGUGCGUGUGUGAGUGCUGCUGUUACCCUCUUACAAGGAGUGCUGAAUUAUUUUCAGGAGCUGGACUCACAAAAGCCUGACUCACUUGGACUGUGAGAGUGUAUUCAGCAUCUUUGUGACUUGGACUUGAACUCAAACUGGAUUCAAAGAGGGCAGCACUUUGGACUUAGAGUAUCAGUACACCACCUGAAUGCAUCACUGAGAUUUUGCCCAAAGCUGUAGUGGCUCUGUUCAGUUCAGGAGAAUUUAACACACUGUGUCUGUGCUGAUGAGGAGGAUGUACUGGCUGGUGACAGCGGUCUUGCUGGCCCACCUUGGGGCCACCUUAACAUGGGCGUGGAGAGCAUCUCAACCCAGACUGCAGUUCACACAUGCAGAGUUGAUCCAGAAUGGUCGCCUGCUUACGCUGCCCUUAGUGGCAGGAGACCUGCACUCCCUGCUACCUGAUGAGGACCGAAGGCGUCUGUACGUGGCCAUGAAAGAUAACCUGCUGUCUACUAGUCUGGAUGACAUAACGCAGAACCCACGCAAGCUGUACUGGCCAGCCAGUCCAGACCGUGUCCAAGAAUGUCUCAUGGCUGGGAAGGAUCCAGAGUUGGAGUGCGCUAACUUUCUGCGAGUCCUUCAGCCUUUCAAUCAAACUCAUCUGUACAUUUGUGGGACUGGAGCUUUCAACCCUCGAUGUGCUUUCAUAGCUACAGGCAUCUUCCAGCAGUCGGAGCACCAGACUCUCUCCUACAGCCAGACAGAGUGUGGGAAGGGGAAGUGUCCCUACGACCCAAUCCAGAAAACAGCCUCUGCUGUUGUUGAUGGGGAGCUGUAUGCUGGAAUCACCUCAGACUUCAUGAGCCGGGAUUCUGCCUUCUUCCGUAGCCUCGGAAAUCGUCACGUCAUCCGCACAGAGCAGUAUGACUCCACCUGGCUGCAGGAUGCCCAGUUUGUGCAGGUAGCGCCACUGUCUGAAACUGAUAACCCAGAAGAUGAUAAGGUCUACGUGUUCUUCACUGAGCAAGCUCAGGAGGCAGAGGGGGCUGCUGGGAAGGUGCUCUACUCCAGAGUUGCAAGAGUGUGUAAGAAUGACAUCGGAGGCCAGAGGAGUUUAGUAAACAAGUGGAGUACCUUCCAGAAGGCUCGUAUGGUGUGCUCAGUCCCAGGACCAGAGGGCCUACAGACACACUUCGAUCGGCUGCAGGACAUUUUUAUCCUCCACGGGAAAGACAAGAAGAACCCUCUCAUCUACGGCCUGUUUACCACUUCAAGUGAUAUCCUGAAUGGUUCAGCGGUGUGUGUUUACCGAAUGGAGGACGUGGUUCGAGCUUUUAAGGGAAACUUCCUGCAUAAGGAGGGACCUCAGUAUAAGUGGGCAGAGUUCACAGGCAAGGUUCCCUACCCACGACCAGGAACUUGUCCCAGCAGUACAUAUGGAAGUUACAGCUCGACCAGAGAAUAUCCCGAUGACGUCAUCUUCUUCAGCAGGACUCAUCCACUGCUGCAGGAAAAUGUGCUGCCACUGGGUGAGCGCCCCCUCCUGGUAAGAGUAGGUGUACACUACAAGUUCAGUAAACUGCUGGUGGACAGGGUGGAGGCUGUGGAUGGAACCUACGACGUCCUUUUUAUCGGCACAGACUCGGGUCUGGUGCUGAAGGCCAUCCAUCUGCCCAGAGAACAAGGCCAGAGUCAGGAGGUCACUCUGGAACAACUGCAGGUCUUUCAGCACAAAUCACCUGUGACAGCCAUGACACUCUCAAAGAAAAAGCAGUGGUUGUUUGUGGGCUCCAGAGAGGGCGUGUCCCAACUGGCUCUGUACCAGUGUGAGCUGUACGGCCAGGCAUGUGCUGAGUGCUGCCUGGCCAGAGAUCCCUACUGCACCUGGGACGGGCAUGCCUGCAGCCCCUUCAUGCCCACCGUGCGAAGGAGGAACGCUCGCCACUUAGGAGAAGAUGAAGAUCCACUGACUCAGUGCGUCAGACAGGGAGCUGGUCUACAGGUGGAGGCGGAGCAGAGGGUGAUGAUGGUUGUUGAGGGCAACAGCACUUACCUGGAGUGCCUGCCUCGAUCCAGACAUGCUGCUGUUACCUGGUACAAACAGGCUGGAGAGAACAGUCCAGAACUUAACCAGGUGGUAACAGGCGACCAGCUGGUGGUGAUCGAGCGAGGCGUUCUGAUCCGUCAGGCUGAAUUAUCUCACAGUGGCGUCUAUCACUGCCAGGUGGAGGAGCAUGGCUACCACUGGACCGCUGUCACUGUUCGCCUUGCUGUCUGGAGCCCCUCAGCCAACAGCCUCCUCGCCUCCUGGUCCAGCUCGUCCUAUCAGAGCGCAGGGAUCCAGCCCUGGUACGAGGACGUGAUGGCUCUGGUUCACCCAGGGAACAUCGGCCAGCACUGCCGGGCGCUGGGAUACAGACCCCCACGUAACCACCGUCGCCACAGUGAGAUCAUGGUGAAGCCGAACAAGGAGAAAGAGAGGGGGGAGAGGCACAAGCACGGGGGAGGAAGAGCGGGAGGAGGGGGAGGAAGAGCAGCAGGGAGGAAGAGCAGGAGCAAGCCACAGCUGAGGGCACCAAGGAGUGCCUGAAUGUGUCGCGGAACAAGAGUGUGGAUCUUAAAGGACUUCUAGACACGCAUGCACAUUUACAUCACACACACACAAAUGUUAACAUACACACUAAGACACACACUUAACUUAAACACUGAGAUAAACAUACUGUAUGUACAGAGACUUCAACAUGCGCAUGCACUUACCUUCAAACAAAAAAAGGCAUCCUUUCAAAUAUGACGACAGACUUUCAAACUAAGCUACACACAAACAACAGAAGUAUGUACAGGAGGGUGUGAACGGCAAGGACCGCUACAUGUGGACGAAAGACUUGUGAAUAAAAAGCUCAAUACUUUAGGCUGCAGAGCAUGCUGAAUGAAGGAUGAACAGCAUGUCUAGAUCAAUUACUGAGAGGAUGGUUUAGAUUUGGAGCAUUUACAUAAAAAAAAAAAAAUGUAAUUCUAAAACAAGGAGUCAUCCAACUUCUGUAAUGAGCUCUGCCUUAAAGAGCCAUACUGACGACACUGCAUGUUUUUGCCCAAACAACAUAUACACUGUUGAUUAUUCCUCAGAGCAAAACAGAUGUUUUUAGAUCGACUUUCUACCCUCCAGCCAUAAACUGACUGCAGUUGUGAGCAACAUUUUCCAGAAGUUACUAUGUGUUGCAUUUGAAUUUCAGUGACACUCCAUCCACUGGCCUUCAUCACCCUCAGGCUUAAAUGCUCAAAAGCUCUUCAUCAAUAAGCUAUUCUGUAGAAUAAUAAAUGCCAAAGCCAUCUCAGAAGUCUGAACAUUCGCAGAGACUGUUCCAUAAACAGUUGUGUAAUUAGCAGCUAAACUCAGCUGAAAUAGAAAGUCGUUUUGAUUUUCUCUGUAAUGGAUUAUGUUUCAAUGUAAAACCUUCAGUUGGAAAAUAAUCAGCAUUGAUGGUUGCUUAAAGACUUUUGAAUAAGUGCUGCCAGUUGUGAAAAGCACUGAAUAGCACUGAUGAGUUAUUUUUCUCCAAAAUGAAUAUUUAGUAGCGGUCCACCUACGGUGAGAGUUUUUGGUUUCUUUAGAUAAGUAGGGUUUGACUAUGAGAUGGCAGACCACAACCACAAAGAUAAAAGGCACAGAAAGCACAGCGAUGCCUUUGAUGAGGUCACAGAUCUACUUUCCCAGGAGGCUGCAGCCACAAAGACGCACUGCAGGAGACGUUUCCAUUAUGUUUAUGCUACAGGUUCACAAUUCCAAGUCAUAUCAGGCACUGGUUUAAUGCCACGCAACAGAGCACUUAGUAUAGAUGUUGGUAAAACAUUUAAACCUUGUUUAAUAAUGUCAGAAAAAAUGAUCUAUCCUAUAUUGUCAUUUUUUAUUUGUCAGAACAUGUAAGGUAUGAGGUUUAUUGUGCAUGUCUGCACAUAAACUGCAGGCUCUAUUUUCUUUUCAGAGCAAAAGCCCAAUUAUUUGAUGAUUCUAAAGGUUAUUUUGGCAGAUUUUCAAUUGAUAUGUGGUAUGUUAAGAGCAAUUUUACCCUCCUAAGAAGGCUCGAAAUAAUUGGUACAAUUUGAAAUAUUAAACACAUUCAGUAUUUAAGAUAAGCAAUCCAGCGUUGUGAGGGAAAUGCCAAGGACAGCCAAGCACACUCUUGUGAUGCAGAGCAGAAUGAGGGCCAUUCAGAAAGCAAAAUAACUGAAGAAGGAAGCACAGCAAACACAGCCAUGGUAACAAAAGAAAACGCAAAAACUUCGAUUUAGAUGGACGUCAGAAAAGGAAGACCAAUUUGAUGAUUUGGGGUUGACUGAUGAUUUAGCUAAUCACCAUAUUGAGUUUAUUUACGCUGAAGUUUUGUUUAUUAAGCAAAGUUUUGAGUUUUGAGAGCAAGGCUUUGGUUGUUUGUGAAUAGAAGUUGUUAGUGUAUGAUGUGCUGUGUUGUCUAUCUCGUUGCACACCGAACACUAUAAGAAGAAAACGUUUAAAUCUGUCAUUAUUUGUCAUCAAGUGUCGGUUCUCUGACAUUUUCAAAAUCACUUCAGAUUUUAAUAAUCUUUUAGUCUGUGCCAGACUAAAGUUCCUUAUUUUCAGAUGUCCAGGAAAGAUGUGAAGCUGCUACUGGACGAGGUAAAACCAAGCCUUAGAAAAAUAUAAAUUUCUCAUGGCAUUUAUGAUUGAAUGUUUUUUAAAUGGUUGUAAUGAGUUGAAACUUUAUAACCCAGGUCGUGUUUGGUUAUAUUGGCAAGGAUUAUUAAAUUGGUAGCGAUUAAGAACAUUUCUGUAUCCACUUUACAAAGAAUCCCUUUGGUUCUAGCAGUAAAUCAAACGUAAUGAACUGUGUACAAUAUCAAGGUGGAUUUUUAAGUAUUUUCAGUUGUGUGUUUGAUAUGAAAUGGACAGAAAAACAUACUUCAAUGUGGGACAACAUAACUGCAGAGACUUUGUACAGAACAUGCAUGUUUCUCGGCUGGUGGUUCAGGACCUAAAUGGGCCACCAGGGACUUCAGGUUGGUUCCAGCCCGACUAAAGAAGUGGUGUUUGAUACUUCUGCUCCUGUACUUCCAGCUGGUAAUGACAUCUGGCUGUAAAUGAUGACGCAGGCUUCUUGCAAAUAAAGAAGCCUUUAUAUAAAAAGUUGGAACUUGAGGCAGUACUUAACUGGACUGACAUCAACUGGACUCUGGACUGUUGGAGUAACUUGUUCUGUCUCUAUUUAAUGGUCUUUUUGUAUUUAUUUGUUUUGUUAUUAAGUGAUUAUUCUGGGAAACACUAUGAGAUAAUUUAACCAUAAUCACCCACAGCAUAUGCAUUUAUUUAAGAUGCAUCUGUCUUUCUUUUUGUCCCUGUUACUGCAUCUUCCAGCUCCCACCUUUUCAACAGUAAGUUGUUUUUUGUUUUUUUGUUUUUUUUUAAGGAUAAGGCCCAUUCUGCAGGUAUUUAUUAGAGAGGUGCUUUGGAUGGGGAAACAAUAGUGACAUCAAAUUUAAGCAUUAGUUUGAUGUGUCUGACAGUUGAGUAUUGUAUUAGAAACCCCCUCCUAUUCCAGCAGUACACACUGGCUUGGCCGAAUUUAAAAAGCUCUAUGUCAAAAUACCCAGAUGUCAUAUAAUUUGGGAAAAAUUGUACAUCGUGGUAUGGGUGGUAGACUGGUCUGUCUCUCAUACUGUUUCCCACAAUGCAAAGUGCCAUUGCGGACAGUAACAACAGGUAUCUGUAGCAUUAUGGCCUUUUCAGACUGGCUGAGGGUUGACUGCUUCACAGCUUCAUUUUCACUUUGUGUGCAUGAUAAGUCUAUUCUCUCAGACCGCCACACUGUCAUGCAUCUCAUGCAGCAGAAUCUUGAAAAUAGAAAGCUUACCUAUUUUUGCCACAGGCUGCACCUUUCUCUCUGUACAUUUGCCUUGAUUAUCAGAUAUGUAUGUCCACAUCUUUAGACUAUGUCACAGGGGAAGGUGAACACAGUAUACAAUAUAUACUUCUGGUUUGUGCUUUUUAAAGUAAAAGCCAUAAUGGCAUUGAUGUGGGGAAGAAACUCACCAUGUUUGUAAAGAGUGGUAUUCUGAAUUUUUAUUUUCUCAGUUAGGCUUUAAAAUAGGGGUGUAAAGGUACUUGUAUUUAUAAUGUACAGAUUUGGUAUGGGCCCUUUGGUACAGUUCAGUUGUGUACGACACUCAUAUACAGACAGGAAAACGUGAGUGCAAUCCACACCAUCAUAGCAACCACAACAAACAAUAUCAAGAGCCUGAAAAUUCCCAGCUUAAAGUCUCCUGUUUGGGAACACUUUGUGAAAUACACAGAGGACAAUGUAGCAGUACACAAGACAGAGGCUGUGCGGUCAUAUUAAGCAUCUGUGUCUCUGACAGCAUGCCCAUCUGAUCUAUUAAAGCAGGGGUUCUCAACUGGUGGGUCGGGAUCCAAAAGUGGGUUACGGAGCAGUUUUCAGUGGAUCAUGACUAGGCGUCUGAAAACAAAAGGUGGCAAAAGUCCUGAAGUCCUUAUUGGACAUGCAUCAGCAAAUUUUAUUUUACUCUGUUUUACUGUGAGAUUGGGUAAAUUUGAAUGUUUGAUGAACAUUUCAACUAAUUUACCUCCUCUUCUUGCAAUAAAUAGCUACUUUUUCCAUAAUAAUGAUGUAAUUUAACAAGUUCUCUGUAAAAUUGGCAACAAUUGACAAAUAAUAAUGGGGAAAGAGGGUAUAAAACUUGUCAGUUGUGUCCCUUUUCUUUUUAUAUCAGGUGUUUUGGUCCAAUCAUGCUCCAAACUGCAACAUAUUCAAUUAACUAAACAUGUUGUUGAAAGUUGUUUGGAAACUUGGGUCGCAAUCUGUUGUAAGACAGGCUGGUGGGUCCUGAGGCCGGACCAGUUGAGAACCACUGUAUUAAGCAUUCAAAAUGGAAGUGUAAAAACAACAUUACUGGGUCACACCUAUGUGACUAGGAGAAAAAACAGCAAACACAGCUCCAUUCGGACAUUUAAAAUCUUUUUGUCAGGGGGGAGAGUGGGACUCCAUAAUAUCUGCAGCUGGGUCAUAGCAUUGGUAACACUUAUCCUCUGAUUCCAGACAGACUCCGUCCUCCUUAUCUGCUCAGAUUGGCUGUGAAAAGUGCUGCCAAAAUUUACACAAGGUCCCAUCAGUUUUAAAGUAACCCUGUGCUCAAGUCUGUGUUGAAAUCAGCAUGUUAAUUAGUGCACUUAACAAGCUAACAAAUAAUUAUAUUAUGAUGUGUUCAAGGUCAGCUUGAAAAUUUGAAAAUUAUAGGAAAGGGUAUAAAUAUGUCAAUAUAUCAAUAAAAAAUUAAAAAGCUAGUAUUUGCAUAAUUUAUUCUUUUUUAUUAUUAUUAUUUAUUGAAGGUAUUGAUUGGUAGGAGGUUGAAAUAUUGUUCCUAAUUAGUAUGUCAUUUAUUUAACAAAUUUUUUAUAUAAUUUUUUAAUGUAAAAAAAUAUGCUAAGUAGAGCUUAGAGCCUAAAAUGUUGAUGCUGCAAUUUAAACAAUGUGUACAAGCCACGCCCUCAAGUUCCCAAUUAAGGAAAAUAAAUUCUAUGUUGUGUUUGCUUUAAAUACCAUACCGAAAAUGUACUGAAGUAUGACUUUAAAACUGACGUACCGAACCGAACAUUUUUCCGUACAGUUACACCCCUACUAUACAAUGAAUUAAGUUUCUUGUAGAGGUGAAAAAGAAAGACAGGGCUGUGACUGCAGGGAGACACACAGCCUUAACACAGCAAACAUGCGCCCAGUCUGAAAUGGUUGUUUCAGCAUUCAUUACAUUACACUUACAGCACAAAUGCCCAUGGAUUUACUUUCUUCUUAUCUUCAACUGGCUAUUACAUGUCUCACAGGUUGAUUUUUGUCUAUGGAAAAAUCAUGAAAAUCCAAAUAUAUCACAAGAUUCUUUUAGAACAUUGGUAGGUGAUACGGCGUAGCAUUCGUGGCAAUAGAAAAUUAGCUUGACUAUAGUUCACUCCUGUUUACUUCUGUUCUCCUAGAUUAGAUACCAGUGAGAUACUACAUACUACUGUCUAACACUGUGCAGAGAACAUAUUUAAUAUUGUGAUUGACAGGAGUAUGUUGUAGGCACUUUCAAAUACAACCUGCGUCGUCUUGCAACUAAAAUAAGAUGAAAAGUUUUAACUGCACUCAGCAGAGUGGGAGUGUGCAGGUUUGACUGUAUAAGGGCGGCAAUAUAGAAACUAAUGAAUAAAAACAUUCAGGGGGAAAUUCAAUAGGAAAAAGAGAGAGCUAGAACUAAAUGAAUUAAAUUUUAACUUUAUUUUCUAUGGUUUCUUGGAAGAAGGUGCAUUUACGUGCUUGGUUCAGUCCAAUAACAACAGCCUCUCCUAUUUUCAUAUAUUUAAUUUCAGCCCUCAAAGAUGUUUCUGAGCAUGAUUAGAAUAAAUACGUCUCAUUCCUUCAGCAGACACCAUCACUUUGCACUGCUGGUCGUAUGUAUUUCCGUCAGUGUGUAUGUGUGUGUACAGUGUGCCUCUGUGUGAGAGGAGCUGACAUGAAGGUUCAGAGGCCAAGCCAGUGAAUCUGCCAAACUUGGCACUCAGUAAUGGAUCAGACAGACUUUUGAUGCUGUUAGAAAAAUAAACCAGAACAGCUCGGAGCAGAGAGAAAAUUAGCAUGGGCCUGGUCCCCUUGGCUUCUAGGCCUUGGCCACAUGAAAGAGUUAGCCAGUUCAGAGGUACGACUGAAUAUGAGCGUGUUUGAGGAAAGAGGGUUCAUUGACGAGUGUGUGAGAGUCAGGUACAGCCGCGUCUAAAAUGAAAGGGCGUGUGGGUGAGGCUGGCAGAAUCGAAAUGACAUCAGGAAUGGUGUUUUGUCAGACUUUAUUUAAACAUUAAAUUCCAGCCAAAUGAGGAAACAACCAGCAAGUAUCCUCCUCUGCAGUGGCUAGUGAGGUUGGAUUUUUAUAGUAGUUUUAAAGAUGCAGCUGAGACCAGUCAGUGUAACUGUUGUUAGGCACUAUCGUCCUGGUUGGUUGAAAAUGCAGGCAGUGAACUAUCCUUCCAGCUAGAAUCCCCACCCUCGGGCACAUAAAACCAAGUUUUGGUCUCAAAACCAUCAUUUUGCUUCUGAGAAGAUGCCAAGUUUCAUGUUAUUUUGAGUUCACACCCAGUUUCACAGUUUCUGUUUUGUCACUGUUCACCCACUAGUUUGCAUAAACCCUAAAAAAAACAAGAAAAUGCUUGGACUCCCACUUGUGAAUAUUGUGUGUAUAUGAAUGCGUAUAUCCAUGUGAGAUGCAAACACCACACAUGUAGGUGGCAGAGCUUCUAAGAGGCAUUUUUCUUGAAAGUCAUUUCAAACAUUUACUGUUUAAAACAUGGUGCAGAGCUUCUCCAUUCAGUAUACCCACCUCACGUGUUUCACCCUCAUUCUGCUGUAUUUACAUUUCACUGCCAAUAUAAAGUUCCUGUGAUUUCCCAGAAUGACUUCUUUGCAGACGGAAUGAAACUGUGUUCGACUGAUCUCCUCUCAUUUGUGGAAACUUUGUCUAUCUUUUUGUAAAUAUGUAUAAAG
This is a messenger RNA of Cheilinus undulatus (humphead wrasse), 9671 nucleotides long. It is a transcript of the gene sema3h, whose product is annotated as sema domain, immunoglobulin domain (Ig), short basic domain, secreted, (semaphorin) 3H. Gene Ontology annotation, biological process: negative regulation of axon extension involved in axon guidance; negative chemotaxis; positive regulation of neuron migration. The record is from RefSeq and is a predicted model, not a curated record. Bases 404 to 2710 code for a protein of 768 amino acids. Lineage: Eukaryota; Metazoa; Chordata; Actinopteri; Labriformes; Labridae. Gene Ontology annotation, molecular function: chemorepellent activity; neuropilin binding; semaphorin receptor binding. The transcript has 18 exons.